UGUUUAAACGCAGACAGAAGGCUACAGCGAGGACAGAGAGGAGGAGGAGGAGAGAGCCGCGGUACAGUGAGCUCGUCAGCUCAUCAUUGAAGACAAAAUAAGUCUAAAAACCAUCAAAUUGUUGACGGCGGGAAAAGAAACGUAAAAAAUAUGCAUGCUCAGCUGACUGUGAUUUUCGGUAGGACAAGUGGAUUUCUUUCUAACACCGUUUGAAGACAGGUCGGCGGAGGAUCGGCGCUUCGGCGGAGGAAAAGGACCGUACAGAGAACCGCGGUAGAGUAACCUGUUCACAGGCUGUAGAGAAACUCUGUUUGUUUUUAACAAGAAAGGAACAGAAGUAAUCUUGCCGGAUGCAUAAGGACUUGUCCCUGACACCACGGACUGUAGCUGAACUAUGAACUAAAGAAGAGGGGUUCAAAGUUGUCACAUGGAGGAAUAAUAGACGCACCCUGCAGACAAGAGGAUCCGCAUCUUAAUCAUUUGCGUUUUUAAGUGGGAGACGCGAGGAUUUGUUGAAAAGUAGAUCCCGGUUAUAUAGCUAUAGUUUUGUCUGCUUAAAAACGAUCUCAAAGGACGUUUUGUUUUCCAGUUUAAACGAUAUAUUUUUUCUUUUAUUUCUUCUAUCUGGGAUGGUUAAAAUGAGCAAAAGAGCGGAUUUACAUGACUGGGACAAGUUGUGAUUUUUUUCUCUCACUUCAACGUCAACACAUCAAGCUGUUGUCUUUAAAACAAACAAACAAACAAAAAAUAGACUGCAAAACCAAAGACAUGUGUGCUUAAGGAUGCAAAAGCCCUUGAUUUUGAUUUCUGCCUUUCGAUAUAACUGAGAAGAGAAAUACCUCAUAAUUUAUUAUAUCUGGAAAGUCAAAGCCCCUUUUGAACUCACAAAGGAAAGUUCAACAUUUUCUUUUGUCUGACUGUAAUUCUGCUUCUCUUUCCUCUCAAUAUUUCAAAUACAAAGCAAAAAACGGAACAACACCUUAAUAGUUCCCCGCACUAUCUAGCUAAGGCUUUAGAAUUUUUCCCAAAUAAUGAGGAUUGAGAUGGUAUCAAACCUGUUUUAGAAACUAUUCGGUGUGGACUGUCACCGCUACUAUUACCUCAGCUUGACCUCGACCUUCACAAAGGAGCAGAGUGCAGAAGGUUGGAACAAUGCCAGAUUCACCUGCGGAUGUGAAAACCCAGCCCAGGUCCACCCCACCCACCAUGCCUCCUCCACCCCCGGCUGUCAGCCAAGCAACCAAUCGCAAUGCUUCAUUCACCCCAGCUACCAGUAAAUCAAUGCUGAAUGGGAGCAGCCACUCUCCUACAUCACUGAACGGUGCUCCGUCCACUCCUAAUGGCUUCAGUAAUGGGCCGGCCAUGUCGUCGACGGCCUCGCUUUCCAACCAGCAGCUCCCACCAGCUUGUGGUGCCCGGCAACUCUGCAAACUGAAGCGCUUCCUGACCACACUGCAGCAGUUUGGCAACGACAUAUCACCUGAGAUUGGGGAGAGAGUGCGCAGCCUUGUGCUGGGGCUGGUGAACUCCACUCUCACCAUUGAAGAGUUUCACUCCAAACUCCAUGAGGCCACCAACUUUCCUCUGAGGCCUUUUGUCAUUCCCUUUCUGAAGGCAAACCUGCCCCUGCUGCAGAGAGAGUUGCUCCACUGUGCCAGGUUGGCCAAGCAGACUCCAGCUCAGUAUCUGGCCCAACACGAGCAGCUUCUCCUGGACGCGAAUGCCAGCUCGCCCCUUGACUCCUCUGAGAUCAUGCUGGAGAUGAAUGAGCAUGGCAAGAGGAGGACCCCUGACAGGACCAAAGACAGCUCAGAGAGAGACGGGUUGCACCCGGAGCACCUGGCUAAAAGGCCCUGCACCAUCAGCCCCAGUCAACGCUUCAGCCCCGGCACAGGUCUUCCUGCUCACCCUCCUCCCAACGGCCUCCCCACACACCCGCCCAAUGGCCUGCCCCACCCACCUAACCCCCAAGUGGGACCCCAACACUAUCGCUUAGAAGACAUGGCCCUGGCACACCAAUACAGGGACGCUUACAGACAUAAUGAACACCGCGACGCCCGAGACAGGCACCGGCAGACAGCAGUGCAUGGAGCCCGCCAAGAGGAGGUGAUUGACCACCGUCUAACAGAUCGAGAGUGGGCAGAGGAAUGGAAGCACCUAGAUAAUCUUCUGAACUGCAUCAUGGACAUGGUGGAGAAGACGCGUCGCUCUCUAACAGUGCUACGCCGCUGCCAGGAGGCAGACCGGGAGGAGAUGAACCACUGGAUUAGGCGCUACAGUGACGUGGAGGAGAUGAAAAAAGGUGGGAGCAACGGACAGCACUGCCUUCCUCCUCCUCCUCCUCCUCUUCCUCCUCCUACUCCUCACCACAACUCCUCCUCCAACACAGCUAGCAGCAGCGAGGCACUGCCCAUAGGAACUUCCUCGGCUGCUGAAAGGCAGACAAGCAGACAGACAGAGAUCCACAGAGACUUCUUACACAGGCCUCCCUCAGGAUACCUGCCAGAAGAAAUCUGGCGGAAAGCUGGUACUGCAAGCAUCCCACUCUCCCCAGCACUAAAGCACCUCCAAAACAGACAGGAGGAGGCAGUGAAUGAGGUUAAGCGACAGGCCAUGUCAGAGCUGCAGAAGGCGGUGUCAGACGCCGAAAGGAAAGCUCAUGAGAUGAUUUCAGCCGAACGUACUAAGAUGGAGAGGGCGCUGGCUGAGGCCAAGAGACAAGCCUCUGAGGACGCACUAACAGUCAUCAACCAGCAGGAGGACUCCAGUGAAUCUCAACAGAGCUGCUGGAACUGCGGGAGGAAGGCCAGUGAGACGUGCAGCGGCUGCAACACGGCUCGCUACUGCGGCUCUUUCUGCCAACACAAAGACUGGGAGAAGCACCACCAUGUCUGUGGUCAAGGCCUGCAGGGGAUGCCGGGGGGUAGCAGUGUCCCUCUGGGCAACCCCUCCUCCUCCAGUGCGCCCCCCACCCACACGGAGAGCACUCCUCCAGGAGCCUUGUCCUUGGCAGGCCAGAGCAGUAUUGUGGGAGGGGCUGGCAGCGGUUGUGGAAGUCUUUCUGCUAGCCCCAAGGAGAGCAGUUCCAGCAGUGCCUCUCGCUCCACAACUCCAGCUACCCCCGCCCUGUUGGAUGCCACCUCUCGCUGACAUCUGAUCCUUGUCCCUUCCCUGCAUAUUGAUGCGACGGUGCCCACACUCCACACAAAACCAAACUGAGGAAUCUUCAUGACACACUGCUCCCUUUCCUCUUCCCCUACUUCAGUCCUUCAGAUUUUAUCUUUCUUAUCCUAAGCCCCUCUGAAAAUCUUCUCACUACCUGACGAUAUACUGUUUUCCUCAACUGGUCACCUCCCCCACCC
Etheostoma cragini (Arkansas darter) is the source of this 3362-nucleotide messenger RNA. RefSeq names its product CBFA2/RUNX1 partner transcriptional co-repressor 3 (gene cbfa2t3). The record is from RefSeq and is a predicted model, not a curated record. Gene Ontology annotation, molecular function: transcription corepressor activity. Gene Ontology annotation, cellular component: nucleus. The transcript has 12 exons. Gene Ontology annotation, biological process: DNA-templated transcription; negative regulation of DNA-templated transcription. The coding region runs from base 1153 to 3150 and encodes 665 amino acids. NCBI's taxonomy places the organism in Eukaryota, Metazoa, Chordata, Actinopteri, Perciformes, Percidae.